Molecule: messenger RNA, 3903 nt
Organism: Gadus morhua (Atlantic cod)
Lineage: Eukaryota; Metazoa; Chordata; Actinopteri; Gadiformes; Gadidae
Gene: tgm1l1
Product: transglutaminase 1 like 1
Exons: 14
Coding region: 198-2555 (785 amino acids)
Biological process (GO): peptide cross-linking
Molecular function (GO): protein-glutamine gamma-glutamyltransferase activity
Source: RefSeq, a predicted model, not a curated record
GGUUGGUCGAGCGAGGGGAAAAGAGAGAGACAGGGGUGUGUCGCUUUUAUAGAAGGACCUCGCGUACAUUCCAGGGUUGGCACGGGUAUAUAUACGAUCUGAACAGCAAGCGUGCAUUUUAACGCCUCCCGUUAUUCCAGUCGCUGUCACCGGUCCGCCGAGCAACAAGAAACCUACUCAAGAACAUUCUCUAUAAAAUGCCCAGCGAACGUCCGUCAGUGAGGGGCGUGUCUGGAGUGGGCCGGUACGCCGGUGCGGCUCCGCCCACCCGGGUGCAGGUGUCAAUCAAUCCCAAUGACGGCAGCAAGAAGGAAGAGGUGGAAGAGGGGGGGUGUCGCAGCUGGUUCCGGAAGAUGUGCCCGUGCUGCUGCGAGCCCCAAGCCAGCAACUCUUAUGAUAUCACCAAUAAGGUCGAGGUGGUCCCCUUUACGCCCGUUGCCGACAAGGACCCGCCCAAGUUCCUGCCCCUGACCAAUGGAAACGAGAUGGAGGAGGUGAAGCUGUGUGUGCGGGCGGUGGACCUGCUGAGCUCUCAGUCGGGUCAGAACCGCACGGAGCACCACACCGACGCCUACCACGGGGACGAGCUGGUCCUGCGGCGAGGCCAGGCCUUCCAGAUCCAGCUGGAGCUGAGCCGGCCCUACAACCAGGACACGGACAGCAUGCACCUGGACCUCAAGACAGGUCCUCUGCCCAUCGUGUCCAAGGGCACCCACAUCAUCGUGCCGUUGGUAGACGAUCUAGAGGACGACCGGUGGGAAGCCAAGAUCGUGGAGCAGAUCGGCAACACGGUGAAGCUGUCGGUCAACUCCACCCCCAAGGCGGUGGUGGGUGUGUACGCACUCUCUGUCACCACUUGCUCAGCCAAGGGCGGUGACGUCACCGUCCACGAGGCCGGCAAGAAGGUGGUGAUGCUGUUCAACCCCUGGUGUGAAGAUGACUCAGUGUUCCUGGACGACGAUGACGAGAGGAACGAGUACGUUCUCAACGACACCGGGAGGAUCUACUAUGGAACCGAGAAACAGAUCGGCGCCCGGACCUGGAACUUUGGACAGUUCCAGGAGGGUAUUCUGGAGGCGUGUCUGUUCUUGCUGGAGAAGAGUGAGAUCGCCCCCGCUGGCCGCUGGGACCCCAUCAACGUGGUGCGGGUCAUCUCCGCCAUGAUCAACGCGCAGGACGACUACGGCGUUCUGAUCGGGAACUGGAGCGGGGACUACAGCGACGGGACGAGCCCCGCGGCGUGGAGCAGCAGCGUGGACAUCCUGAAGCAGUACCACGAGGCCGAUGGGACGCCCGUGGCCUACGGACAGUGCUGGGUCUUCUCUGGGGUCACCAACACAGUGCUCCGGUGCCUGGGGAUCCCGGCCCGCAGCGUGACCAACUUCCAGUCGGCCCACGACACCGACGUGUCCCUCACCACCGACGUCUACCUGGACGAGGAAAUGGAGCCCAUCAACCACCUCAACAAAGACUCUGUGUGGAACUUCCACGUUUGGAACGACUGCUGGAUGGCGCGUCCCGACCUGCCUCCGGGACACGGCGGCUGGCAGGCGGUGGACUCCACCCCCCAGGAGACGAGCCAGGGCACCUUCCGCUGCGGCCCCGCCUCCGUCAACGCCAUCCGCGCCGGACAGGUCUUCCUCAAGUACGACACGCCCUUCGUCUUCGCCGAGGUGAACAGCGAUAAGAUCUACUGGCAGAGGAACCUGGACGGGACCUUCGCCCAGAUCUACAGCGAGAAGAAGGCAGUGGGCCACUUCAUCAGCACCAAGGCGGUGGGCUCCGACGAGAGGGCCGACAUCACUAAGCUCUACAAGCACAGUGAAGAUUCGGAAGAGGAGCGCAUCUCCGUGGAGACGGCCAGUCGCUACGGCAGCAAGCCCGACACGUACUCCGUGGCCUUGGCCGAGGACGUGAAGGUGGAGGUGACGAUGGACGGGGAGGGGCCCCACAUGGGGGCCGACGCCCACCUGAGCAUCAAGGUGAAGAACCUGAGCUCCUCGCCGCGCUCCACCGCGCUGCACAGCCAGGCGUCCGUCAUGUACUACACGGGCGUGCUGAAGGGCACCGUGAAGAAGGAGACGCUGACCAUCCACCUGCUGGCAGAUGAAGAGAAGACCAUCGACUGGGUGCUGCCCUACCAGCUGUACCAGGACCAGCUGGUGGACCAGGCCGCCAUGAUGCUCACCCUGUCCGGCCGGGUCUCUGAGACCCAGCAGGUCCUGGCCCACCAGACCACCUUCCGACUGCGCACACCCGAUCUGGAAGUCAAGCCCGUGGGAGACGCGCAGGUGGGUAAGGAGAUGUCUGCUAAGAUCAGCUUCACCAACCCGCUGCCCCGGACCCUGCAGGGGGUGGUCAUCAGGGUGGAGGGCCUGGGGCUGCAGAAGGGCCACAAGGUGGUGGUGGGGGAUGUGGGCGCCAACUCCACGGUGAGGGUGACGGAGCACUUCGUGCCCACCCAGCCGGGCCUCAAGAAGCUGGUGGUGUCCCUGGACUGUAAGCAGAUGAGCCAGGUCCACGGGGUGGCAGACAUCCUGGUCCUGGAGGCCUGAGGCCCAGGAAGGUGACCCUCCAUCCUCCACAUGCAGCCCGGCCCACCAACCCGCCCACCCAUCACCGCUGGGUGGGCCAAGCACUGAAAGGAUCACGGUCAUCAAGUCAACCCCAUGGCAUGGUGGAUGGUCCGAUUUAAACAUUUGUACAAUUUAGUCGUCCAUAGAGGAUUUUAUCCCUCGUGACGUGACUAACAGUGGAUUUAGAUACAGGUCUGGGUUAAGGCCUCCUAGGCCAGGGACACCUACAGGCUACGAUGCUGUCAUGGAGAGGGGAAUCAAACCCAUUACUUAGUGGGGCUGGGAGGUGAACAGCGCAGCCACUAUACCUUCUGACAGUUGACCUCCUCACUGAGUGUGUGGGCUGGAAGAUGGCUUUUAUCUAACGAGAUGCGACGUCAUUCAGAUACAGGCCAGGUGAGAACAAGAAGGGGUUAAGCUGUGCACAUGGGUUGAUCACGCAUCAAUUUUGGAUGCAUGACAUGAUGAAACCGUCAGUGUUAUUAUCAUUGUGUAACAUGGCCAUUGUAUUUCAUUUUCUAUUGUCCCACACUUUAUUUGUGGGACAAAAACUGUACACAUACGUUUAUAUAGUGCACGAUACGCGUCUAGGAAUAAACCCUAAUAAGGAAGUGAACGCUAGAGUAGCAUUUAUAACUUUGAAGUCACACAGAAACAUGUGUCUAUGUAUAUAGUGUGUUAUCUAUGUCACUUCGGUGACACACAUGCACUGAUUUUGCUAUUACUUAAGCUAAGCUGAGUGAGGAAACAAUGGUUACCUACAAUGUGCCUUACACAGCUCACCUGAAGGACAACCCCUUAGUCAAAUAACAAAUACAUUAGACUAUUCUCGUUUUUUUUUAUUAUUUUAUUAUAUUACAUUUUAUUUCUGUUUUUUGCCGUCCAAAUUGAGUGUAAUAUGAGGUGGUGUUUGCGUAAGAACGACCGGUUUAGAUACCGUAAAAAAUCAAGACUAACGUGGUGCUAUGCCAUUCACCUGAUUGUGACAGUUUAUAUGUUGAACACUGACGUCAGUAUUAUGUUAUAACUCGCAAUAAUCUGUUUGCUCAUUUUAAAUCACUUUCUACUGUUUGUACAGCUCGUUCAUCUACCAAGACAGGCAUGAACACUUCCCUUACCCCCCCUGUCCCUGUCCCCACCAAGGGCACGAAAACUUCCCUUAGCCCCCCCCCCCCCCCCCUUCCUGCUUUUCAGCCACUAAAAACAAAUGUGAAAAGAACAAAUAUAUUUUUAAUAAUGCAUCACCGUAUUUAUCCAACUAAAUUGUGUUUUACUGUUGUUUUUUUUACUUAUUGUGACGCUAAUAAAGUCAAAUACAGUAAAACGA